Paramormyrops kingsleyae is the source of this 1787-nucleotide messenger RNA. RefSeq names its product tumor susceptibility 101a (gene tsg101a). The record is from RefSeq and is a predicted model, not a curated record. Lineage: Eukaryota; Metazoa; Chordata; Actinopteri; Osteoglossiformes; Mormyridae. Gene Ontology annotation, molecular function: ubiquitin binding. Gene Ontology annotation, cellular component: ESCRT I complex. Gene Ontology annotation, biological process: endosome to lysosome transport; protein modification process; protein transport.
GUCAUUUGUCAUGUGACCGGAAACAGUCGUGCAUCGAUACAGGAAAUGUUUCCAUGUUGACGACGUUCCCGUUUUUAUCCGUAAAAGUUCACAGCCUAAACAGACUACGGCUAAAUUAUAUGUUACUGUUUUGUAACGUAUGUUGGUAAUGUAAGGAAGUAACACAGUCGAGAACCAAGUCCAGGUGAAAUACUGUCUGUAGCGCGGUCCCAUUUCCGCCAGUGUCGGCUGGGAGAGGUUCGCUUGGGUUCCCUGACUAGGACCGUCCUGAAGUCGAAGCCGCGUUAGCUAGGAGCUAGCAUCACCGGAGCGAGCCAUGGCAGUUGUCAACGAAGGAGCGCUGAAGAAAAUGCUGUCUAAGCAAUACAAGUACAGAGAUCUGACCGUCCGGGAAAUCAUAAACGUCAUCUCUCACUACAAAGAUCUGAAGCCCGUGAUGGAUGCUUACGUGUUUAAUGAUGGGUCAAGCAGAGACUUGAUGAGUCUAACAGGAACUGUUCCAGUCAGCUACAAAGGAAAUGUUUACAACAUCCCCGUUUGUUUGUGGCUUCUGGACACCUACCCGUUCAACCCACCCAUCUGUUUUGUGAAGCCCACCAGUACCAUGAUGAUCAGAACAGGGAAACACAUAGAUGCCAAUGGAAAGAUUUACCUCCCCUAUCUGCAUGAGUGGAAGCACCCUCAGUCGGAUUUGUACGGCCUAAUCCAGGUGAUGAUAGUGGUCUUUGGGGAGGAGCCUCCAGUGUUUUCUCGGCCCACCGCUCAAGCUCCCUACCAGGCAUUCCAGGCUGCCGGUCCUCCAAACACUUCCUACAUGCCCGGAAUGCCAACGGUGUCGCCCUACGGAUCCGGUAUUGCUGCCAAUACCAGUGGAUACCCAGGGUAUCCGUACCCCAGUGGAAACUCGUACCCUGGUGCGGCUGGUCCAGGCCACUAUGGGCCCCAGCCCCCUGUCACCACUGUCGGCCCAAGCCGUGACGGCACCAUUGGAGAGGAUACCAUCCGUGCUUCCCUCAUCUCAGCGGUGAGUGACAAGCUUCGCUGGAGGAUGAAGGAGGAGAUGGACCGGGCCCAGGCAGAGCUGGAUGCCCUCAAGAGGACCGAGGAGGACCUGAAGAAAGGCCACCAGAAGCUUGAGGACAUGGUGUCUCGUUUGGACCAGGAAGUGACGGACGUGGACAGGAACAUCGAGCUCCUGAAGCGUAAGGAUGAGGAGCUGACCACCGCCCUGGAGAAGAUGGAGAGCCAGUCUGAGAACAAUGACAUUGAUGAUGUCAUCGUGCCCACGGCACCCCUCUACAAGCAGAUCCUCAACCUGUACGCCGAGGAGAAUGCGAUCGAGGACACCAUCUUCUACCUGGGGGAGGCGCUGCGGCGCGGGGUCAUCGACCUCGAGGUUUUUCUCAAGCACGUGCGUCUCCUGUCCCGCAAACAGUUCCAGCUGCGAGCUCUGAUGCAGAAGGCUCGCAAGACGGCCGGCCUCAGCGACCUCUACUGACCUCGGUGACCUCAGCAUCACUGGGUACUUGAGCCUUUUUCAGCCCUUUUUUCAGACCGGUACUCUCUCUUCACAUAGUGGCACUUGUUCCCCACAGCUUUUGGACUCAAAUAUGCUGGGCCACAGCAAACAGAGUGCAUGUGUGUGCGCAAGAAAGAUCAUCGAUUCUCAACAGGAUGAAAACGGGAAACGUAUCACUUGGGGGAGAUUAAUAGAAAAAUUCUUGGUUAAAUGAGGGGUGGAGUAUUUUAACCUUUUCUGUAUAAUUAAACAUCAAAUGUAUACGUUU